Calypte anna (Anna's hummingbird) is the source of this 3630-nucleotide messenger RNA. RefSeq names its product serine/threonine kinase 3 (gene STK3). Gene Ontology annotation, biological process: intracellular signal transduction; regulation of MAPK cascade; protein phosphorylation. Gene Ontology annotation, cellular component: cytoplasm. The record is from RefSeq and is a predicted model, not a curated record. NCBI's taxonomy places the organism in Eukaryota, Metazoa, Chordata, Aves, Apodiformes, Trochilidae. Gene Ontology annotation, molecular function: ATP binding; protein serine/threonine kinase activity. The transcript is spliced from 11 exons. Bases 182 to 1654 code for a protein of 490 amino acids.
GUGGCGGUUGCUUGAGAGAGGCCGAGAGCGGCGGCGGUGGCUGGGGGAAGGCGCGGGCUUCCCGUGAAGGGCCAGCGAGCCUCCAAGCUGCGAGGAACUUCUCGGCUGCCGGCCCGGUGUUGCCAAGGGGCUCGGCCGGGAGGCCCCCUCCGGAGGGCUGGGCCGGGGGGCCGGCGGCGGCAUGGAGCAGGCAGCGCCCAAGAGCAAACUGAAAAAGCUAAGUGAAGAUAGUUUAACUAAGCAGCCUGAAGAAGUCUUUGAUGUUCUGGAGAAACUUGGUGAAGGGUCUUAUGGUAGCGUGUUUAAAGCAAUACACAAAGAGUCCGGUCAAGUUGUAGCAAUUAAGCAAGUCCCUGUGGAGUCAGAUCUUCAAGAAAUAAUUAAAGAAAUCUCUAUAAUGCAACAGUGUGACAGUCCCUAUGUUGUCAAGUACUAUGGCAGCUACUUUAAGAACACAGAUCUAUGGAUUGUUAUGGAAUAUUGUGGUGCUGGCUCUGUUUCAGACAUAAUUAGACUUCGUAAUAAAACGCUCACAGAAGAUGAAAUUGCAACUAUUCUGAAAUCUACUCUUAAAGGACUUGAGUACUUGCACUUCAUGAGAAAAAUACAUAGAGAUAUAAAGGCUGGAAACAUCCUUCUUAACACUGAGGGACAUGCAAAAUUAGCAGAUUUUGGUGUGGCUGGACAGUUAACAGACACAAUGGCAAAACGUAAUACUGUUAUAGGAACUCCAUUUUGGAUGGCUCCUGAAGUAAUACAAGAGAUUGGCUAUAACUGUGUGGCAGACAUCUGGUCCCUUGGUAUCACUUCAAUAGAAAUGGCUGAAGGAAAGCCUCCAUAUGCUGAUAUUCAUCCCAUGAGGGCUAUUUUUAUGAUCCCUACAAAUCCCCCUCCAACCUUCCGGAAGCCAGAGCUCUGGUCUGAUGAAUUCACAGAUUUUGUGAAGAAAUGCUUAGUGAAAAAUCCUGAACAAAGAGCCACAGCAACACAGCUGCUACAGCAUACAUUUAUUAAGAAUGCCAAGCCAGUUUCAAUUUUAAGGGAUCUGAUCACUGAAGCCAUGGAGAUAAAGGCAAAGCGACAUGAAGAACAGCAGAGAGAACUAGAAGAGGAGGAAGAAAAUUCAGAUGAAGAUGAGCUGGACUCUCACACCAUGGUGAAGACCAGUUCAGAGAGUGCUGGUACCAUGAGAGCCACAAGCACAAUGAGUGAAGGUGCUCAGACAAUGAUUGAACACAACAGCACCAUGUUGGAAUCGGACUUGGGGACCAUGGUAAUAAACAGUGAUGAUGAUGAAGAGGAAGAUGGGACCAUGAAAAGAAAUGCUACUUCACCACAAGUUCAAAGACCUUCUUUCAUGGACUACUUCGAUAAACAAGAUUCCAAGAAUAAAAGCCCUGAAAACUGUAACCAGAACAUGCAUGAACCUUACCACAUAUCCAAAAAUGUUUUCCCUGAUAACUGGAAAGUCCCUCAAGAUGGAGACUUUGAUUUCUUAAAGAAUCUGAGUUUAGAAGAAUUACAGAUGCGAUUAAAGGCUUUGGACCCUAUGAUGGAACGAGAAAUUGAGGAGCUUCGUCAGAGGUACACUGCAAAGAGGCAACCUAUCUUAGAUGCAAUGGAUGCAAAGAAACGGAGGCAACAAAAUUUCUGAGUCUGUUUUACUUCCAGAGAUAACACUAUGAGUCAGUGUGGACACUGGUAGCUUUGUAAGUUUGAAGGAAUUUAAUUAUGAGAGUUUUCAAAACCCCUAUCUUCUCAGUUUUCCUUCACAAGAAAUGACAAUUGGAGCAGUGAAAGAGCAUACAUAUGGUGUUCUGCAAAGGCAGCAAAACACAUUACCACUUGUUUGUAUUUUCAAAUGUUCAUUAUAAUAGAAUUUAAUCUGUUACUUCCCAGGCUUUUCAGGUGUAUAAUGGUAACUUGGUGUUGUACAUGAAGGAGUUUGUGUUUUGAAGGACCUGAAACGAUUUCUUGAUUGUGCAACACUACAGAGCCUUACGUUGCAAUAUGUUUUCCUCCUACUUAGUAGCAUAUUUAUUAUGUAAUCUUUUGUUAUCCUAUUUAUUUUUUGCCUGUUUUCUUUUUUUUGUUAGGAAGUGUUAGGAUAAUAUUGUGGAGAGCAGAGCCAGACUAUAUAAAAUUGCUAUUGUAGUAAAUAAGCUCACCACUGUGUUAUCUUUCACAACUCCAAUUUUAGUAAGCAUCCCAGUUCAGGACAGCACUUGAACAUGUAUCUCACUCAUUCAUAUCAGUAGAAUGUAACCAUAAAAUAAGUAAUUGGCACAUGUUUUUCUGCUCUCCUGAACCAGGGACUAUUCUCUAGUUGAGCAAUACAGUUGUUAUGCUACAGAAUAUUCUUUUAGAGAGUAUUGCUGUCAUUUUUAUGCACACCGAAUGAUCCCUCAUCAAACAAGAAAACAAGUGCCUAAUCAGUUUUGAUUUUUCUUUAUCAGGAGAAGCAAUACUUGCAGUCACUCCUUCAGUGUAAAUUUCCAAUUGCUAUUGCAGUUCUGACCACUAUAAACUUCUAUUUUGCACCGUAGUUUUAUAAUGAAGUAACAGCUAUACUUAAUGUUUUUUUUUGUUCAUUUAAUUUAUCACUGUUUGAGGGGAGAGGGAAAUUAUUAGUAGUUUGGGGUUGGUUUGGUUUCACAUUAUAUAUAUACGAAGGGAUAGUGAUUUAAAAGCCAAAGAAAAUCAAUUGAAUGCUUACAUAUAAUAAGUACUGAAAAGAAGCAAUGUUUUGUAGUCCUCUGAGAAUUUUGUCCUGCAAUCAGUAACCUUUCAAAAUUCCCAUAGUCUUCUGUGGUAGAUUUUUGGGAAUCAGAAGGGCAGGACCAAACACUUAAUAUCUUGUUACAAGUUCUGUCUGGUUUAUAUUGUGGGUUAUAUCUAGUAGGUAGAAUUGACAACAUUGCAAAAAAUAUUUCAGACUUAGCAGAAAAUUUAAUCUGCUUUCUGAACAAUCUACUGUGUUCUCUUAUUGAUAUCUUUACUAUUGUUGCCUUUUUUGUAAGUAACUUCACUGUGAUAGUCAUACUUCUUUAAACAAUACAGCUGAGAAGACCUUUGCAUUCAACCUUCAGCUGUUAAAACUUUCAAUGGUGACUACUGUAUGGGCAUCUUCUGUAAAUGUUUUCUGGAAGUUAGUAAUCAUCUCAUACCUCUUAACAUUUACUUCAUCAUACGUGGACCAUUUAGAUGGAACAGUGUAGAUUUUGGAAACGGUGCAUUAUAUCAUAAAGCUUAUGCAAAAUGAAAACAAAAGUUUUUAUAAGAUCAGCAUCCUAUAGCCAUGCCAGGACCAGUACGUGGGUUUGAGCUGUGUACACCCCUUGUUGUCAUUGUCCUUCUGUCUCUGUGUGUUCGCGUGCACGCCACGCUCUAACAUGUAAACCCUAGAGUCAAAUAAAUCUUAAUUUUGAUUGUUAGAACAUCCUUACCCUCAGCUCUCUUCAUAUUUCUUUAAGUAAUGACUGUCCCGUAGGAUAAAGCAAGAACACAGAAGAUCCAUAAAAAUGACUUUAAGCAAGAUAAAAUGCACCUGGUAGUUUUAUGCCUCACAUUUGUACGAUGAAAUUAUGUAAAAAAUGGUGUAAUCAUAUCACCAGGUCAUUAGAUUAUAGU